This is a messenger RNA of Malania oleifera, 4296 nucleotides long. RefSeq names its product DNA mismatch repair protein MLH3. Gene Ontology annotation, biological process: mismatch repair. The record is from RefSeq and is a predicted model, not a curated record. Lineage: Eukaryota; Viridiplantae; Streptophyta; Magnoliopsida; Santalales; Ximeniaceae. Bases 261 to 4115 code for a protein of 1284 amino acids. Gene Ontology annotation, molecular function: ATP hydrolysis activity; mismatched DNA binding; ATP binding. Gene Ontology annotation, cellular component: mismatch repair complex. The transcript has 28 exons.
UUUUCAGGCUCACGGCGUACUCACGGCGCAAUUUAGCACUCGUCGGAGGCUCGCACCGGCACCGCCUUUUUGUUUCGAGGCUUUUGGGGUUUGGAAAUCGAAGGCGCAGAAGCUCCGUUGAAACCCUAAUAAACACAGACGAAGUCGCCGGCAAUUUUUGCUUCAUUGUCGUCGGGGGAUACCACAUUUACUUUUUUCUGGCCGGGAAAAAUAAUGCGACACUGUGUUCGGCAAUCUUCUAGUUUCAGCUUUAGAUCUAAAUGAAAAGCAUUAAGCAUUUGCCUGAGACUGUCUAUAGUUCAUUACGUUCUAGCAUUAUCCUGUCUGAUCUGACGAGGGUUGUGGAAGAGCUGGUAUUUAACAGUCUAGAUGCUGGCGCGAGAAAGAGGAAGCAGGGUUUCCAUGAAUCUCAUUAUGCUGUUGAUAAGCCACUUUACGUAUCUAUUUAUAUUGGCAUUGGGACCUGCUAUGUUAAAGUUGUGGACAAUGGAUCUGGAAUUACUAGGGACGGAUUGGUGUUAUUGGGAGAAAGAUAUGCAACGUCAAAGAUUAACAGUUUGGAUGAUAUGGAUUCUGCUAGUGGAAGCUUUGGCUUUCGAGGCGAAGCACUCUGUUCCAUUUCUGAUGUUUCAUUGCUAGAAAUUGAAACCAAAGCUCAUGGAAGGCCAAAUGGUUUUCGCAAGGUCAUGAAGGGUUGCAAAUGUUUGUAUCUUGGAAUAGAUGAUGAUAAGCAAGAUGCAGGCACAACAGUUAUUGUUCGUGAUUUGUUUUACAACCAACCAGUUCGGAGAAAGCAAAUGCAGUCCAGCCCUAAGAAGAUCCUGCACUCGGUCAAGAAAUGUGUUCUUCAAAUUGCCCUAGUGCACUCAAUGGUGUCCUUUAAAGUUGUCGACAUUGAAAGUGAAGAUGAUUUGCUGGGCACACAGCCCUCCCCUUCUCCUUUGACACUCUUGACAAGUGUUUUUGGGAUUGAGGUCUCAAGUUCAUUACAUGAAGUAAACCUUAGUGGUGGUGCAUUAAAACUUUCUGGAUAUGUUUCUGGUCCCUCCAGUACUUCUUCUGUGAAGGGCUUUCAAUAUGUCUACAUCAACUCCCAGUUCGUUCGCCAAGGUCCAAUUCAUAAACUGUUGAAUCAGUUGGCCAGCAGGUUCAACUCUCUGGAUCCAUUGAAGUCUAACAUUUGGGCUCAAAAUAUGAAGAGGAGUAGGUUCCAAGUGUCUCCAAUCUAUAUUUUGAACUUAAGUUGCCCUCGAUCUAGCUAUGAUUUGAGUUUUGAUCCAUUGAAGACAUCUGUUGAAUUUAAGGAUUGGGGCCCAAUACUAAACUUCAUCGAAAAGGCUAUUACAAAUCUUUGGAAUGAAAAUCUAGCUCAUGGAACAUCCUGUAUUCAAGUUGCUGAUACUUCAAAAAGUGAUGAAAUGUGCAAGGAAGGUGACAACAUUAUAAAAGAAGAAGAUCUGUUGGCAAAUUCUGAAGUUGCAAUAGAGAGAUGCAAAGUCCAAAAUCUUCAGAGCCUUCUUGAGCUUCCCUCUGAUUCUAUGGAGUUUCUAACUGAAGAAAGUGAUCAUAUGUCUCACUGGAAAGAUGACAGAAUUUUUUUUCAAAAAUCACAGAGAAAUCCUGCAGAAUUAAAAGGCCAACAAACUGAGAUGGGAUUUGUACAUCAAACUGACUGUUCUUUCCAAUUUAUGGAUAGUUAUGUUGCCAAAUGCGUGCCACCUGCUAGACAAGAGAGUGACAACCACUUAUGGACACCUGAUAACAAUUCUCUCUCUUCCAAAGAUAAUUUCUUCAAAAAGGACUAUGCUGCUACAGAAAGAUCCAGUGGACAUGUGGAGGAAAAUAUUUUUGAUUCAAGGAGGACUGAAUUUCAUAAACUUGAUGCUAACAUGAGCAAUACAUCAACCCGGAGCAUAUUGUCUUGUGAUAGUUUUGAAUUUGGCAAUGAGUUUGAUGGGGCCAGUAAGGAUAUUAGGAAACCCUUUCUGCAGAAUUGCUCUUCCCUAGGUAGCCUGCCAAAUGAUGAGACAUUGUUUUUGAUGGAUAAAGGAUUUGAUUAUAAUAUUGAGGGAUUUAUGACCAAACGAAGGCGGAUUGACCCUGCUGAAAACUUUGCUGUUGUAGAAGCUGAUGGUGGCAACAAGAGAUUUUUUGAGUCCUUGCCAGAGAUUCCUUGGCGAGAUGAUGCAACAAGUGCACUGCCCUCUUCCGGAAUCAUAACAAAAUGUGACAUACAUACAGAUGUGGAUUCUUUUUCAAGAGAUUCUUUAAGGUCAUUCUUGCUUAAUGGAGAUCGCUUUGUUGGUGGGAAUGAUUUUCCACCCACUUCAGUCUCGCAAACUAUAAAUUGUGGCUCAGACACCCAGACUGAUUCUGAAUGGUCUUCUUUUUCUCUUUCCUCAGAUCUCUUAUAUGGGACCACGUCAUGGAAUGAUGAAGAUUUCACACAUGAAAAUGCAUGUAAAAGGAGUUCUAAAUCUAGUAGAAGUACUAGUUAUGGGCAUUUUGUGGAUAUGGAACAAGACUGCGUUCCAAGUAGUGAUUUUAAGCCGACUAUAGACAUUGAAGAAAACUGCUUCUCGAUCUGCAGAAACACUAGAUUAGAUUUGAAGGGCUUUGUGGGUCCCAGGAGAGAGAGUGGGGAAUUUCUCAAGCCAUACAAUCUUGAUGAUAUGUUCUGUCCUAGUUGGCUUGAUGUAUUGACGAACAAAGCAGACUGGUUAUGUUUAAACUCACAUGGUUCAGGUAAAAUGGAAAAUUGUGCGGUGCCGUCGCACCACAGUCCCUCAUUCAUGUAUAUUGAUGAUGAUAAAAAUCAGAGAGGUCAGCAGAGAUACCAAGAUUGUCCUCGAAAUUAUGUUCCUAAAGAAAGAGUAAGAAGAAGCCAUUCGGCCCCUCCAUUUUACAGAGGCAAGAAGAGGUUCAUUGCCCUAAAUAGUCAUUGGCCAAUGAAAGCUGAAAGGGCCAAUACCAAAACUUUACCAGGUGAAGCUAGUCAGUUGAAGCACUGUCAACAAAUUUCUGGCACACACUCAUGCAUCAAGCCAAGUCUUGCUGCGGAUUAUUUGUUCCAUGCUAGACCGGAUACAAUGAAAAUUCAGAACUUUACAUCAGAUUUGAAUGAGAGUGAAGGGAGUGAAAAGUUCAUCAAGUCCCAUUGUCACCGUAGUUGCCUUAUCAAUUUCGAUAAAGACUCUACCUCAAUCAGAACUCAAGAUUCAACAAAUUCUGGAGUUAAAUGGCAAUUCAGCGACCAACCUACUGCAAGUGGGGAUAAAUCACAGUAUGUGCGUGAUCAAUGUGGUAUACUUGAUAUCUCUUCUGGGAUCUUGCACCUUGCUCAUGAUUCCUUAAUUCCUGAAGCUAUUAGUAAGAAAUGCCUUGAGAAUGCCAAAGUUCUCCAACAAGUUGAUAAGAAAUUCAUCCCAAUUGUGGCUGAUGAAACACUUGCAAUUAUUGACCAGCAUGCUGCGGACGAGAGGAUUCGACUGGAAGAAUUGCGUCAGAAGGUUCUAUCUGGAGAAGAAAAGACAAUUACCUAUUUGGAUGCUGAGCAAGAGCUGGUCUUGCCUGAGAUUGGGUAUCAGCUAUUGCACAACUAUGCUGAACAGAUAAAGAAGUGGGGUUGGAUUUGCAACAUUCAUUCUCAGAAUUCAAGGUCAUUUAAAAAGGACCUGACUCUCCUCCAGGGGCAGCCAACUGUUAUCACACUUCUUGCAGUACCUUGUAUUUUAGGCGUCAAUUUAUCUGAUGUUGAUCUUCUAGAAUUUCUUCAGCAGCUUUCUGACACUGAUGGAUCAUCAACAAUGCCACCAUCUAUUCUUCGAGUCCUCAAUUUAAAGGCAUGCAGAGGUGCUAUAAUGUUUGGCGAUGCUUUGCUUCCUUCAGAAUGCUCCCUCCUUCUUGAUGAACUGAAGCGGACCUCACUGUGCUUCCAGUGUGCUCACGGGCGACCCACAACUGCCCCUCUUGUCAACUUGGAGGCCUUGCACAAAGAGAUAGCCAAGCUUGGAAGUAAUGUGGGUUCAAGUGAGCCUUGGCAUGGGUUACAGCAGCAUCCUCCAAGUCUUAAACGCGCAGCCCAGCGCUUAAAAAUGUCUCGAGGUCAGCAUUGAUGAGAAACCGAGGUUGCAGACCCAGAGUCAUUGUGGUUUCUUUUUCCUAAAGAAGUCAAAUUCAUUCUUUCAUUGUAUUAAUGAGCAACAUUGCCUAAAAAUUUGUAAAGAUGUACAUUUGCAUUUGAAUCAUGAGUGUAUAUUUGUCUAGCUUGGUGCAAAACUGCAUCACUUUCUUUCA